AUGAAACCGGUUUGUCCUUUUGUUAAAAUCCCUCGGCCGGACGAUAGUAAUGCUUCUAAAAAACCGAGUGAAAACUCAACUAAAUAUCAUGUAGAACAUGAAAGUAAGGUGAAUAAAGAGGUUAAUGACUCGGCCAGCGUUUCACCGAAGUGUCCAAUGGGAUAUGACUCUCAGACGUUUAAGCUUGGUCCUCUUAGCUGUAUGGUGUGCCAAGCGCUGCUGUUCGACACCAGUAAAUGUGUGCCUUGUUUGCAUGUUUUCUGCAAAGCAUGUAUAUCGCGCUUUGAGGACUGUCCGUUAUGUGGAGCUGAUAUUGUGAAGAUUGAGCCCGAUGACAAUCUUCAAGGUGUAGUCGAUCGCUUUAUUGAAGGUCAUGCUAGGAUCAAAAGGUCUGUUAAUUUAGACAAAGGCGAAGAAGCAACAGAAAAUAAUAAGCCGGUUAUAUACGAAGAUGUGUCUUUGGAAAGAGGUUCUUUCUUAGUACAACAGGCCAUGAGGGCAUUCCGCGCUCAGAAUUUAGAAAGUGCCAAAUCAAGACUCAGCCUAUGUGCAGAAGACAUUCGUAGUCAGAUAGAAAAAGUUGGUAACACUUCAGAGUUAUGUUCACAACUUGGAGCAGUCUUGGGUAUGCUCGGCGACUGCUGGUAUGUUGUAGGAUAUUAUCGUUGUAUUCUAUGA
Lathyrus oleraceus (garden pea) is the source of this 678-nucleotide messenger RNA. RefSeq names its product protein NCA1. Gene Ontology annotation, molecular function: ubiquitin protein ligase activity. The coding region runs from base 1 to 678 and encodes 225 amino acids. Gene Ontology annotation, biological process: protein ubiquitination. The transcript has 3 exons. NCBI's taxonomy places the organism in Eukaryota, Viridiplantae, Streptophyta, Magnoliopsida, Fabales, Fabaceae. The record is from RefSeq and is a predicted model, not a curated record.